This is a messenger RNA of Microplitis demolitor, 3446 nucleotides long. RefSeq names its product organic cation transporter protein-like. The transcript has 7 exons. The record is from RefSeq and is a predicted model, not a curated record. Gene Ontology annotation, cellular component: membrane. Bases 584 to 2155 code for a protein of 523 amino acids. Gene Ontology annotation, molecular function: transmembrane transporter activity. Gene Ontology annotation, biological process: transmembrane transport. NCBI's taxonomy places the organism in Eukaryota, Metazoa, Arthropoda, Insecta, Hymenoptera, Braconidae.
CCAACAAUUGGGACAGUAGCGCUUGAAAUAGAUUAUCGAAAUCACUUCCUUUGCGAUAAUGGAUCACUCAAACGAAUCUUGAUAUUAUCAUUUUAUAAACUUAAGUCUGGCUGACGGCAGUUUCUUAUUUAUUCUAGCCGGAACUUGAUGUUCUGUAUUUCGUACUAACGUGUUAUUGUAUUCUCAAAAAUUUUUUUUAUAUAAAAAUUUAUUUAUAUUUUAAUUAUUUUUAUAAUACUCAGCAAUUCUAAUAAUGAUAAUGCUCGUAAAACUUAGAGGGGUAAUAAAAUAUAAUAAUGAUAACGUUAAAGUAAAGUAAUGAGGCCUCUACGUGGGUUCAGCAAUUUCUGUGAUUAAAAAUCGGACUAUAGAAUAAACAAUUUAAUCAAUAUUGAAAAAUUAUAAAAACAAAAAAAUGAUUAAGAGUGUUACCCAAGUCAUAUUAUUUUAUCAGUUUAAAGAAGACGGCUGUUAAAAUUCAAUACUUAUGAUAUUAUGUCGUUGAUUUUUUUUUAUUUUUUUGUAACGUGGUUUUAUUAAGACAAAACGUAGCUAUCAUACAAAAGCAUUUAUUGAAUAAAUCAUGGAAAGUAGAGAAAGUAGUCGAAUUCAAGAGAAGUUUAUUUUGCGAGCUUUGGAUAAACUCGGAGAAGGUUCACAACUUCUUUGGAUUGUUUUGGCCGUUUGUGUCUCAGUAUCGCUAAUAAAUGGAUUACAUACGAUGUCUUAUAUAUUCAUUGCUGAGGUACCCAAUUAUUGGUGCGCUAUUCCGGAGCUUACAAAUGCAAAUUGGACAGACGAACAAAUUAAAAAUAUUUCUAUAAUAAAUGGAUGUCAAAAGUAUGAUUAUAAUUACACGUAUCUCGCGAGCUUGGGAUAUGAAGAAGCCACAGAUUAUGUCAAAAAUAGUGAAUUUAAUACCAGUGUUGUUUCUUGUUCAUCGUUUGUAUUUGAUAAAAGUGGAAGAUCGACGAUUGUCAAUGAAUGGCAAUUGGUCUGCGAUAGAAAAGUGCAUCGAGCAAAUACAUUUCUUGCGUAUGCACUUGGAAAAUUAUUAGGUGAUUUAAUUUUGGGAAUAUACUCAGAUAAAUAUGGAAGAAAACGAGCAUUAAUUACCGGCUUAGUAUUACAAAUUGUUUUUGUAUUUUCAUCUGGAUUAGUUCCAUGGUUUUGGGCUUAUGUUGUUUCCAAAUUUUUUGUCGGAGCAAGCGUUAGUUCUAUGUAUUCAACAUCAUACACAAUUUUGUCGGAAGUUACAAAAAAUCACAAAAAAAAUUUGAUUGGCACAGUUAUGGAUACUAUGUUUCCAAUUGGCACUUUGGUUCUUAUAGGCAUUGCGUAUCUUGUUUCGGAUUGGCGAUACUUGCAAUUAUCACUGGCAUUGUUUUCUUUGUUAUUAGUAAUUAUCAUUUGGUUUGUACCAGAGUCGCCAAGAUGGUUGAUGUCACAAAAUCGUCAUGACGAAACAAAAAAAAUAAUCGAAAAAUAUUAUAAAGCAAUUAACAAACCGACUCUUAUUACAGAAAGUCCCACUCCAUCAUUAAGAUUCGAAAGUCCUGAUAUGAAAACUAACAAAAAAAAAGGAUUCAAACGAUAUUUUGGGAAAUCGAAAAUUCUUUUCUCAGAUCCUGUUUUAAGAAACAAACUUCUUAUCAUGUGUUUUGCAUUCUUUGUCACUCUAUCGGUCGGCUACUGUCUAAUUUUCACUAUAGAUCUUUUUGAAACUAAUCGUUAUAUUUACUCAUCGAUAGCAGCAUCUAUUGAACUAAUUGCACUUCUGUCAAUUCCAGUAGUUUUGUUAAAAUUAAGUUGCCAAAAAGCAAGUUGUUUAAUUUAUAUGCUUGCGUCUAUUUGUAUGUUGUCUAUCAUAGCUGUACCAAAAGAAAACAUAAAUGUAAUUAUGGGAUUGACAAUGGUGGCAAAGUUUUGCUUAAUAACAAGUUUUACUGUCAACAUGUUACUCGCUUCUGAAUUAUUUCCAAUAGUCGUUAGAAAUACAGCACUGGGAAUGAUCUUAGUUAUGGCACAACUUGGAUCUAUGACAGCUCCAUACAUUAUCGACUUUCUUAGUCAAGUUGCUUGGUGGGCUCCUACUACACUUUGCGGUAUUUCAUCAUUAAUUGCUGGGCUUCUCUGUUUAAUGAUCCCUACAUAAGUAAUUAAAUUUGUUCGGAAUUUAUUUGAUUGGAACUCCAACGAGUUUGGAUAAAUUUAAUGCUAAGUAGUCUAUUUAAAAAUUAUCACUUAAUUUUCCAAGUCCUAUGAAAGUUUCGAAUCAGUAAUUUAUUCAUAAAUAACAUAUAUAUUUUCCUAAAGUAAUGGAGAAAACUUUUAAUCUCUACCACCUACUCGUAGUUACGUUCUUAAAAUCUCAAGAUAAAUUUACGCUGAUUAAUAUUACUUUCAUUAUGUCAAAGGAGAUAUAGUAACACUUUUGAAGUUGUGUAUAGUCCGCACUGGGAUAUUGGAAUAGUAUUAUAACGUACUUAAAUAUAUACUAUCAAAAGAUUCCAUGAGGGAUUGCAUGGGAGCCCAUUGAAAUCCAUAUAGGAAAGUAUGGAAUUAUCUAAGAAACUAUAGGAAUUAAUAUAGAAAUUAUGAAUUUACAUUAGAAUUCAUGUUGGAAACUGCGGGUACCUAGAUCCCCAUAGAAUCUGAGUUUCUAUAAAAGUAUUUUCUAUAGAAUCCAGGGUAUCUGAAUUUCUAUGUCUAUUGUCUAUUGAUACGUGUAGAUGAAUAAAGGAACAGAUUAAUAUUCCUAUAGGGAACCAUAUGGGAAUUCAUUUGAAAAUUCCAUGUGGGAACCCAUCAUAUGGAUUUUUUUAUAGGGUAUGUUAUUUUUAAAUUAAAUAUUUUUUAUGCCUUAGUAUAAAAUUGUAUUAUGCUUCUUAUAAAAAUUAUAUAAUUGUAAGGGUAGCGUGAAAAACAAAAAAAAUACUUUCUUUUUUGUCCUCAGGUUUUAUAGGGUAUAAAGUGGCAAAAUUUUUUUUUAAUUCAAUAUCUUGAGGUAUCCCAGUAAUUUAAAAAAAUUAGAAAUCGUUUUCUACCUUCAAAUGAGUGAAAUAUUGCUGUUAAUAUAUGAAGUAAAGGAGUUUUAUUAAAUAAUUAUUAAUAUAUAUCGUACUUAUCAUAGACGAUAGAGAAUUUUAAAUUUUCAAAAUUAGCAAUCUUAAAAGAUCUAUUGAUAUGAAAAAAUUGUUUUUUGUUUCUCACUCUACUUCAAUCAUUACAUACGUAGACAUAUAGAGAUGAAAUCUCAACCUGUCCUAUGAAGAUAUAGAGAUAAAUAAUACUAAUAAUAAUAAUAAAUAUGACGAUAUAUUCUUUUUCUAAAAAACGAACGUAUCGACAAGAUUAUUAUCAAAAAUACAAAAAAUAUAUGUUUGUGUUUAAAAUGUUAAUUAAUUUAAAAAGCAAUCAAAUAAUUUUUUUAGACCUUUCUUUAU